AUGUCUCUCCACACGCCCCUUUGCAGUCUUCUCAAUAUCCAGCACCCAGUCCUUUUAGCUGGCAUGGCCCGCGCCUCAGGUGCUCCUCUCGCCGCCGCAGUCUCAAAUGCAGGUGGCCUUGGCACAGUGGGCGGUUUAGGCUAUACACCAGAGCAAUUAUCAGAGAUGCUAACGGAGCUGAAAUCACUACUCCGCGAUCCUUCACUACCCUUUGGUGUAGACCUCGCCUUGCCUCAAGUAGGCGGAGGCGCACGCGCAACAAACCACGACUACACGCACGGACAGCUAGACGAGCUAGUCGAAGUUGCAAUCUCGCACGGCGCGAAACUCUUCGUUUCGGCUGUAGGUGUCCCGCCCGAGAAAACUGUCAAAAGACUCCAUGAGGCGGGGCUACUGAUCAUGAAUAUGGUUGGAGCGCCGAAGCAUGCGGAGAAGGCCUUCCAGCGCGGAGUUGAUAUUGUUUGUGCGCAAGGUGGUGAGGGAGGUGGGCAUACGGGUGAUAUCCCGUUCUCAGUGCUUAUUCCUGCUGUCGUGGAUGUUGCGAAGAAGUACAAGAGUCCGUUGACGGGUUUGCCGGCGCAAGUUGUUGCUGCCGGUGGAGUCAAUGAUGGGCGCAGUCUUGCGGCGUCUUUGAUGCUUGGUGCGUCGGGUGUGUGGGUUGGGACUCGGUUUGUAGCUUCGGAGGAGAGUGGUGCGAGUCGUCUGCAUAAGGAGGCCGUUGUUGGGGCUAAGUAUGGGGAGACAAAGAGGACUUUGGUCGUUUCUGGGCGGCCGUUGCGCAUGUUGCCUAACGAUUACGUUAAGGAGUGGGAGAGUCGGCCUGCUGACAUUGCGGAGUUGACUGCUAAGGGUGUUGUGCCGAUGAUGCAUGAUUUGGAGAAUGAGAAGGACGUUGAUAUGCCUUUCUUGAUGGGAGAUGUUUCGGCGGGCGUCAAGGAGAUCAAACCAGCUGGUGUAAUUGUCAAGGAGAUGGUCCAGCAGGCCGUGGAUGUUCUCAAGACAGGCAAUUCGUACAUCACUGGUAAUGGGCAAUUGAGCAAGCUAUAA
Molecule: messenger RNA, 1047 nt
Organism: Penicillium pulvis
Lineage: Eukaryota; Fungi; Ascomycota; Eurotiomycetes; Eurotiales; Aspergillaceae
Product: NAD(P)H-dependent flavin oxidoreductase
Exons: 1
Coding region: 1-1047 (348 amino acids)
Molecular function (GO): nitronate monooxygenase activity
Source: RefSeq, a predicted model, not a curated record